AUGCCGUUGCUAUAUUUUUUUGAAACAAGCGUAGAGCACGGUGGAAUGCCACCCAAGGAUCUUUACAAACUGUGGGCAGAGCACGCGAAAUCCUCUUGUAAAUGGAACGAUGAACAAUUUAUGAAAUACUCCUUCAAGGUAAGUCUGUAUACAAGAAAACUUUGAGUGAAAUCUCUGUUAGAAUGUACAGUUUAUUUGUCGGAUAAGACGUGCAAUGAACCCUCUCGUGGCGAUCACUAAUAACUAGUCGGCUCUAACACUGAAGAAUAACCCCUGUUAAGGCGUGCACCGACCCACACUAUCCGAAAACCUUCUAAGAACCUUGAAAUCAUGACUAGAAACACUCGACGAGAUUACAUAAGCGGAAAAAAUUUAAUGCAAAUUGGAUCGACUACCAUCAGUGCCCGUCUUUUUGAAUUGCUUAUGUAGUCCGCGGUCAGGCGAAACGUUAUUAUUUGAGAUGCAGGAUAGAAAGAUACUUCAACCUUGUUCCCAAGGGACUUUCCUACCCUUACGCCUUUAAUACGGCUUUAACCAGGCUAGGAGCCUGUUGAAGAGUGUCGGGGAACAGACAUCCCCCCUCCAUCAGAGGGAGGGGUGACGUCUGACACAGACUAGUGGCGAGGAGAACCCUGGGAAUGAGAAUGAAUGCCGCAGCUGUUCACGGUCUAUAAUAAUUCAAAUUGAAUAGAGUAGCUUAGACCAAGGUGCCUCGUGAGAUACGAACUGAAAACCCACGAUUAUCAUCUAAAAGAGCAUUAAUUCACCUUAGUUUUUUCGUCUGUGCAUUCUCUUUCAGGUAGCGGGAGAGAGAACAGUCGUGGGAGGUAUGGAGAUAUAAACUGAUUGACGUUAUAGUAAGACACAAAUCAAAUUGAGGAAUACUUUUACUUUUCAGAACUUUUUGUAAAAUUUCUGUCAAGAAAGUGGAAGUUUCACAGCCUAAAGAAACUUAUUAAAAAGUAAACUGACUAGGGCCAUGAUUCAAAAGCUUGCAAUUAUCAGAUAUACACCUUAUUGUAUAGAGAUAUUGGUGUCCCAAAACAAUGAAACGGCGGCCAUGUUUGUGUCCCAAACCAGUCCUGUGGCAGUUGAACUCUUUUCUUAUGUAAACACUUUCUUUUGUUCCAAUAAAUUUGCAUAGGUGCUGGCCACGUGAGUGAAAACACUCUAUACAAAAAAAGCAAAAACAACAAAAACCAAAUAGAAAUUAUUAAGCCAUGCAAAUCAAGUUUUGAUAGUUUGAAAAUCCUGAAAACCAUUUUAUCAAUAAAGUACAAUAUUUUGAUUUGACAUCAAUUAAGGUGAGGAAGGUAAAUUAUCACCUAAAGAUGUUUUCUGCUUUAUUUUUUACUUAAUCCCUAAAUGUAGUGAGCUUAUACACGGUCAAUUUAUUCAGUCCUUUUUACAUAGCUUUAAUUUUUCCAAUUUUAACAUUUUCCUAUGACAAUGUCAUUGCACUAGGCCUUUCCACAGUUUUUUCAACUUUUGACAUGGACAAGUUAGGGAAAAUCCGUCGACUUUGCCGGAAAAAGCGCCUUUAAAUUAGUUAACUUGCUAGGUGCGUAUUCUAAGUGAUUUGUUGAAACCUAACAAAGAUGUAUAGCUCCUCAAAGUCGUUUGUAUGGUGGGGGCAAAAACUUGAACCCUCUCCUAACCAUACAAACGUCUGUAAAUUUUCGCAACUUUAAUUGCGGAGCAAUAUCUUCGCUCGUUUAAGGCAUGUCACUUUAAUUAUAUAGAGGAUAUUACACGGUGGCGCGAAGAUAUGAGCGAGUGAGUUAAAUAUUGUUUUUACCACUCGAAAAUAAAAUUGAUAUCUUCGCGCCGCCGUAUAAUGUUCUUUUUAUUAUAUAGACAAAAUGACAUCAAUAAAAUAAUAGAGCCAAAUUACCAAAAUUACGUCAUCGAUAAACUCACGUGUGAGAUUAUCGAAAAUAAACCACUCGGGUCCCGGAUGUAGUUUUUAUGAAUUUUACGAGUGGUAUAUUUUCCAGUAAAACACUCGUGUCUAUAUAAUAAAAGGCGCUCUUUCCAGUUGUGUGGACGCCGAAUUUUCCCUAACUGGUUGGUUCAUGUCGUGAGUCAGAUUAGCUAAAAAACCGUACUGUAGAAAGGUCUGUUAGGACUGUGUAUUUCAAUAGUGUUGCUAAUUUCUUUGUAAGAUAAACUUGCACCCGUUUUUUCUCUUUACUUUACAGUGAUAUCAGUGGAGUCUCCCGGGGUACUAGACACAUGCUUUGAUGACUUUCCUCUGCCCCAGGCCCUUGGAGAUCAGAUCCAUACACGGUUUACCCCCCUGAGGCAGUAUGAAGGAUUCGCCUCUGACGUCAGCGAGAGGGCUGGAAUUGAUGCAAAAUACGAGGAGGAAAAAGUGGUCUCGAAAGAAGGCAUCUUAUACCUUCUGACGUUUACCGUGGAGUAUGAUCCAGGUACUGACUAGAGACGAAAAAAUCUGAAGGGGUGUGUAUAGUCGCAGUGCGGUGCUAUAAACAUUUGAACCGUUUCUUUGUCAUCAAGUAAUUCUGAAAAAAGAAAUUCAAAUCCAGUAACAAAAGCGUUUAUCUGUCUGUUUCUGUUUUUUACAGCGAUGACGCAAAACGAUCUUCUUCAAGUCUGGGCCGAAGAGGGCAGGGCAGCCUUGAAGGCGAAAAAAUCGGGAGUGGUACUGGAUUUAUGGAAAGUGGUGGCGGAACGAAAGGUAACAACGUUUAGUCAUAAUCAUAUUAUAACAUGUUAAAUGGUAGCAGAUGGACUCUAGAGCACCAUCACACACUCACACUCAUUUAACAUUUUCAUAAUACCUCUCCAAUUCAGCUGCCAAUUGGCCGUUUACACAUCAAAUAAUUACAAAGGAUAGGCACAGAUCUGCUAUACUAUCAUUAUUGUCGUCAUCAUUAUCCAUGAAUUGGCAUACGAGUGAUUGUCACAUGACCACAGUCCCCCUCAACGUGCAGUCCCGCAUGACAGAUAUCCUGCUACUCCAAUUCCUGCAUCCUGAGCGACACAAAUUUUGCAUACCUUUCGCAUACCCUCGGUUGAAUGUUUUGUUUUUAAUCUAAUUGUUCUUUUGGCCCACAGGUUAUCGCAGUUGUUUGUGUGGAGAAUCCAGCAGAGGCCGAUAGAAUGUCUUUAGACCUACCAAUCAUGAAAAAGAUGGGAGACAGGGUCCACGUGGAGUGCAAAUCAAUAAGACCGAUAGAGAAAUGGUUCGAAGACCUCAAAAGCUUGCAGAAUGGGCAAUGA
This is a messenger RNA of Porites evermanni, 3246 nucleotides long. The record is from the annotation of a GenBank genome assembly. Lineage: Eukaryota; Metazoa; Cnidaria; Anthozoa; Scleractinia; Poritidae.